Capra hircus (goat) is the source of this 1917-nucleotide messenger RNA. RefSeq lists its product as uncharacterized. NCBI's taxonomy places the organism in Eukaryota, Metazoa, Chordata, Mammalia, Artiodactyla, Bovidae. The coding region runs from base 78 to 506 and encodes 142 amino acids. The transcript has 4 exons. The record is from RefSeq and is a predicted model, not a curated record.
CUUUCACAUCUGUCUUCUUGAUCUCUGCCUUGAAGGCCUCCGCCUCGCCGUUCUGGUCGUCCUUGGCCAGCAGGUCCAUGAGGGACGCCAGCCCUAGCGCAGACCUUGGGCGAUUUCAAAGCGCAGGGCACCUCGAUUCCCCGAAUUUGUUGUGUGGCCGGUAUCGGUGUUCCCCAGGUUUAACUAGCCUGUCUGAAAGCGCAGAUCAUUCUGGGAGAAGUACCACCGAAACCAGUUCUCCCUGCCCCUCGGGGGUCUCCAUUUUCCUAGUCCACCUCUGCCUGGGACGCCAGAAAGACAAACUUCUGAUGCGCCAAGCGACCAGAGCUAGUGCCGGAGGCGGACAUCGUCUCGCAGGGAACCGACUUCAGCACCAAGUCCUUGGGAGAAGCGGGGAGAAAGCUGCUUGGAUGGACCGCGCAUCCAAGGGCUCCGCGACGCCGGCGUGGGAUGGAGAAGAGGGGGACCAGCCUGGCCUGGCCUCCCCUGGGCCCUCCACCUCUUGAGCGGUCCGCUGGGCGGACGCAGGCUCCCCAAGGACUGGUUUUCUCUAAGCCUUGGUGUCUGCAUCUGAGCAAUGGGGUAAUGAAACUGGCUGUGAGGAUGCGCUCGGAGUUGAAUGAGACCGAGGCGCGCACGGGGCUGGACGCUGAACACACGGGCUUUUUCUACGCGCAAUAAAUUGUGUGUGUGUUCUCUUCCCGCCUCUUGAGUUCUAGCCUUCCCUUUCAGCCUCCUGGGACCCCUCAGUCGGGGGUUUUGUCGGAGGGCGCCGCGGGGCCUCGGGGGCCGAGGACAGGAGGGAGAUGCGGGUGCGGGCGGAGUUCAGGCCGCGGCCGCCGGGGAGGUCGCCGAGCGGGGCGGGACCGGACAGAUCCCUGCUCCCCCUCCUACCCUCUCUGGGCUCCAGGGCUUUUGCCUGAAGCGGGCAGGAAGAGGUUAAAGGCGCCCCUCCCCCUUCCCCGCCCGCGCCCUCCCGCCCCAGCUCUUUCUUCCCGAGGUCUCAUUAGGGAACCCUCCCCGCUAUUUUCAACAUUUCCUCAAUCAAGGGCCUUUAAAUAGGGCUGCACAAACAAAUUGGCGGCAAAAGCGUAGAUCUUGUCACGAUUGAGACCGACCCAAUAUUUCAGCCUUGUUUUCUUUGCAAUUACGGACAGGCUUUUGGCUACGGUGCCACCGGGGCAAUUCGGCCGCCGCCCGCUUUCUCUCGGCACCGGGCGGCGGAGGAAGGACCCGCGGAGCCGGCGUGGGGCGAGGAGGAUGCGGGGAGGGGGCCGGGGCUGCAGGGCCGAGCUCUGGGGCCUUUCCUUCCCGGUGGAGCGGCUGGGGCGCACGCGGUGCUCACGCGCCGGACAGUGCACACGUGGAGUCCAGAGUGUCCGCUUGCCCAGCUUCCUUUCUCCCCUCUUCCGCUCCACUUUUUUGCAUCCCAUCCCGUUUUCCUCCUGCACUUCUAGGCGGUUACCGGAUUUCCCUCUCUCUCUCUCUCCCUCUCUCGCUAGCCUACUGGGUCCCGUUUUCCUUGGCCAUUUAUUCUGGUUUGAUUUUGUGCGCAAAGUCACUUUAGCUCGGCUGCAGGAGGAUGAGGCUCCGAGACCUUUGGCGGUGCUCCCGGGGGCGUGGGGCCGCCCACCCCUUCUUUAACCUGCGCCUUGGGCCGCAGCGGGCCAGCGAGCUGGUCUCAGCAGAACAGUAGUUAACUCGAAUCAGGUCCUAAGCCUGAUAUUUCACAGACGAUUAAAUCUUGGCUGCUGUUUCAUAAAAUUGUAAUAUUUACCCUGCUUUAUACCGAGGAGCACUUUUAAAGUCAAAAACAAAUACUACUUUUCCAAAGGAAAAUAUGAUAAUAAAUCUCUUUUUAAUGGAUUCUCUCUGCAUAAGUGGAAACCACAUGAUUUAACUCCUGGACCACCCCCC